AUGAAUCCACAUCUUUGGUCUGAACACGACCCGUGUUUUCUCGCAGAACAAGCCGUAGGACCAGUCACUGCUCUUGCUCUGUCUCACGACCAUACAUUUGUGGCCACAGGACACGCGUUUGGGCACAUUCAAGUUUUUGACCUCAACAAGCCUCAGAAGCCUGUUCGCUUUGUGCCUCCAACAUCCCGCGCUGCCGUUGCCUCAGGACGAAAGGAAGGUCAUAUACAUGGCUCAAGAAUAGUAAAUGUCGGAUUCGUCGCAGGGAGACAUACCGCUAUCGUGUCCGCGGACGAGAAUGGCUUGGCUUUCUAUCACAGCUUAGGCAAGGUGCUCUUCGUCGAUGCUUCUGAUGUGUUGCGGAUACUUGGUAAAUAUCCCGAAGAGGAGCCACCCCCAUCAUCACACCUUUCCCAGUCAAAGACGAAUGGUAUCGCUCCAGGUCAAUAUCCUCGUCACCGCAAAGCCCGGAAGGUCAAUACAAUACUCGCCAUGGCUCCUCUUCCUCUUGGGACAACCCCUCAUCCCACGGACGGAUAUAAUAUUGUCGCUCUUCUGACUGCCGCUAAGCUCGUCAUAGUCGGCUUGAAACCGUCUCCAAAAACAUGGUACAGACGUCACCGAGAUGAAGACGGCGAACUGGCGCGAAAAUCAAAGUUUCGAGGGUCGAUGGCUUGGUAUCCUAGCAUUAUUCUAGGCGGUGCGAGCCCACGGGAGCCGCCAAGGAAGGGGAAAAAAGAGCCUACCAUCGAGCCUACUAUUCCGAUGCUUGUCUAUUCCUGGGGUCCCACUCUCAACCUCUUGCGUGUCUCAGAGAUCAAGGUAAAGGAGGCAAUUGUGGACUCAAGGACAAAUAAAUCAACCAGUGUCGAGGUUGGGCGAUUGACGUUCCAAGAGGCGGCGAAAUGGUCCGCGCAGGAUGACGUUCUCGCUAUUCAAUGGUUAAAUGCCAAUCAAAUUGUUGUUGUCACAUCUUCUGCGUUGGAAGUUUACGACAUCCAAACACUUGAUCUGGUCGAACACACCCGUUUCGAUGCCGCUUCACUGAUCUCACCGACGUUAGGCAAUACCUCAAAUGGAACUAUUUCCUAUUCGGAUUCCUUGGGCGAUAUUGCCCAUAGCGUGCGCGCGUAUAAAGGGAAGGUUUUCCUUCUUUGUCGGAACGAAGUACGAGUGGGCACACUCCUCACUUGGGCAGAUCGAAUAUUGUCGUUCGUUCAUGACGGUGAUUUUCUCAGUGCGAUCGACUUGGCUCGGGAAUAUUACUUGGGCAAAGCACCUGGAAACAAGAAUGGACUGCCAGAUAACCCACAGCAGCUCAGACAAGUCACCGAAGAGAAGAUGCGAGAGCUCAUGGUCGCCUCCACCCGCUAUGCAUUCUCGGAAGACCGCAUGAUGGACGCAACUCACUAUACACCUGAUGGUCGCGGAGUGGAUCGGACAUCUUUUUUCGAAAAUCUGGUAUCCACCUGCGCUCGUGCUUGCAUUGCUCUAGACGAUUUCGAAUUCCUCUUCGAGGAUUUGUUCCAGGCAUACGAUGACGUCGGGAUUACACGAAUCUAUCUCAAACAAUUGGAGGUGUUCGUGCUCGACAACGAUAUCCGCUAUGUCCCACCACGAAUCACGCAGCGUUUAAUCGAUAUGCACAAGAACGACUAUCGAGCGGACCUAGCUGAACGUGUUAUUUGGCACAUCGAUCCAGAAUGCUUGGAUAUCAAUCAAGCGAUCCACCUGUGUAGGGAAUAUCAGUUGUAUGAUGCUCUCAUCUACGUCUACACUCGAGCGAUGAAGGAUUACGUGUUACCUGUAGUCGAAAUGCUAGGCCUCAUUCGCAAGGUUAUCCAAUAUCGUCGGGACUCGACAUUGAAAGGGACGUAUGAAGUGACGAUGGAGCCCGUCGUCAUGAACGCGUACAAAGUCUAUCCCUAUCUCGCGGAUGCCUUGACAGGUCUUACCUACCCUAGCGAGGAACCUUUGAAUGAAGAGGAGGCAUUACAGGCUAAGCAUGACGUCUACACUUUCAUCUUCUUCGGUCGCUCGAGUGUCUGGCCACUUAAAGAGGGAGGAAAGUUGGUCUUGACUGCAGAGGAGGAAGGCGGUGUGGAACCAACCUAUCCGUAUUGUCGGCUCUUACUUCGGUUCGAUGCGGAAGCAUUUCUUCAUUCAUUGGACAUCGCCUUCGAAGAUACGUACCUAAACGACGAAAGUCAGGGAGCCAGUCGUUUGAUCGUCAUCAAGGUCUUGCUCGAAAUACUCGCGUCAUCUCCCGGGUUGUCUCCCGCCGACAUCACCUUUGUCAAUAUCUUCAUUGCCCGCAAUGUUCCCAAAUACCCUCAAUUCAUCCAAAUUGCCCCGAGCGCGCUGCAUAAUAUUCUUGUGGGGCUCGCAAAUGAUCCGGACGAGACCACUCGGGAGGAUCGCCAACUUGCUGCAGAGUAUCUGCUGUCCACUUAUACUCCGGAUGAGAGUGAUCGCCUUCUUCGACUAUUCGAGAAGGCAAAGUUCUACCGCAUACUCCGUUCGUGGCAUCGACACGAGCGCCAAUGGGGGCCAUUACUUCUAGCUUACCUUCACGACCAUGACCUGCCUUCCGACGAUGUGUUCAACAAUGCUAACGAGAUCUUCAAGCUUGCCUCCUCGGCAAAUCAGGGCACCAUACCCUCAGAUCUCAUCACUACCAUUUCCGACUCAUUGCCUGACUUUAUGCAAGCCAACAUCAUCAACACGGCUUUUUUGGUCGAUAAUCAUGUGCCGCAGCUUCAUGUCAGGGCGCUGGAGGUUCUCGGCUCGAGCACGAACCACAAAUGCUUUGCGUACUUGCAUUGUCUUCUGGGUUCACCUUCUGAAGAAGAUGAAGGCCCUUCUUCACAAUCAGGACACCCUUCCAAGAAUGUUCCUCCAGCUAUGCGACAACUUUACCUCUCUCUACAGUGUCAAAUCGACGCAACGAAUGUCAUCCCUACUCUUCAAAAUUUCCCACCCGAGUUUGUUCCGUGGAACGAUAUUAUUCGAAUAUGUGAGGAGCACAACGUAUUCGACGCAGUCGUUUGGGCCUUGAAUCGCCAAGGCGCCGCGACAGAAUCCAUACAGAAGGUUGAGACCUUUAGCCGCCGUUUGGUGUCUAAAAUAGCACAAGAACUGGUUGCGUUAUCGGACUCACAAUACCGGCAGUCAGACUUGCAGGAGCAGAUAUCCUCUUUGAAGACACUCGGACGGAUGGCUGUGUCGGUCUGCUUGGAGCACUCUCGAUCCGAGUCUGGAGAUAUCCCAGUCGAAGAGCUGUGGUUCCAGCUAUUGCGGUCGCAAAUCGACUCAGUACAGGCUGUGUCUGGCUGUUGUUCUUCACAAGCGUUAUCCUCUAGUGACGUGGAGAUAGCCCAGCGGGAAUCAUUGUUCGCCCUCCGUGCGCUCAUUCAAGAAACAUUCUCAUCGCUGGUGUCAGUCAGCUCAUCCAGAGGUGUCUCCUUCCCUCGCCUCUUUACGCGCCUUGUCGAUUCUACAUCGCAUACAGCCAACGGCACGCCGUAUACAGAAUUUCGCACUAUUUUAACGAGCAUGAUGGAAUCCUAUCGAUCUGAAGGCGACAUAUUGACGAUCACAAAACACUUGUUCGAUCGGGAUGUGUUCGAGAUAGUGGAGACGAUGACCAAGGAGCGAGCAAAGGGUUGGGCACCUCACAGAGGAACGUGUACACACUGCCGAAGUGUUUUAAGUCUUGCCAUGCAGCCAUCCGCGUCAUCAAGGGGUGCGACGGAGGAUAAGAUUAAGAUUGUUGUUUCACGGACAGGAGCUAUAUAUCACAGUACAUGUCUACCAUCAGACUUUCUUUCCAACACUGUACAUUAA
Molecule: messenger RNA, 3843 nt
Organism: Heterobasidion irregulare TC 32-1
Lineage: Eukaryota; Fungi; Basidiomycota; Agaricomycetes; Russulales; Bondarzewiaceae
Exons: 3
Coding region: 1-3843 (1280 amino acids)
Biological process (GO): protein targeting to vacuole; endosomal vesicle fusion
Cellular component (GO): HOPS complex; late endosome
Molecular function (GO): protein binding
Source: RefSeq, a predicted model, not a curated record